AUGAAAACAUAUUUGAAUCGAUCAAGAUUUAAUUCAUCACGAUAUUCAUCAUUUAUGAAUAAUAAUUCUCGAUAUUUAAAUGAAAAUAUUCAACCUUCAAAUUAUUCUAAUUUACCAACAAUUGAGUCUCGUUAUCCAAUAUAUAAUAACUAUCAAACACCAAAUCAAAAAUUAGAAGAAUUAAAACAAAAAGGAAUUACAAUUCAAUUACUUACGCUUCAGAGUCCAUUAGAAGUUCAAAUGAAUGGAUUUGAACGUGGUAUAAUUCCAGCUGGUGUUAAGGUUCAUCUUAUUAAAUCUCAUCAAGGAUCAUAUAUUAGAACACCAGAUGGAAAAUUUUUUGCUAUUCGUCAGUCAACAUCAACAGAGAUUAUGAAUCCUAAAUCAAUGCCAGUUGCUCUCCCACCACCACCGCCGCCGCUCCCGCCACCACCGCCACCAUCAACAUCAUCAUAUGGUUUAUUAGACGAGUUAUUACUUGAUUCUUCAAGUCUUCCGUCUACUAAUCUAUCUUCUUCAUCAUUAACGGAUAAUUUAAAUGAUGAAAUUGAUCUUUUAUUUGACGAUUUAAAUGUUACUCUACCACCAUCUUCAUCUACUUUUGAAAAUAUAAAUCUUUGGGAUAAUGAUUGUUUUCAACAAAAUAAUUUUGAUUUAGAUCUUUUUCUAAAUCAAUCAAAUAUUUCAGUAUCAUCAAAUAAUAUUAAUAAUAAUAAUAAUAAUAAUAAUAAUAAUAACAGAUCAAAAGACGAUAUUGAUCUUUUUCCAGAAUCAAUUAUUUAUUUUUACCCAGCAAAAGAAGAUCUAAUGAGACAAAAACUUGUUGAUUGUGGAGAAAUUAUUGGUUUAAUACAAUAUUUCAAAUAUGAUUUAUUCUCAUCUAUACCAAAAGAAUUUAAUUUUAAAAAAUCAUUUGUUAUAUGUCAACAUUAUGGAAGACAUUGUGCGUUUUUAGUUCUAUCUAAAGAUCGAUUCAUUUCAGACGAAGCAAAUAUUCAUCUUAAUCAUAUUCUUCAAUUAUUUAAUAUGCUCUAUGGUACAUUCAAUCAUAUACAAUCCACUUAUCCAGAUAUUCAUCAAAUUCGUAUGUAUCUGAAACAAACAUUAACACCAAUUACGGAAUAUAUAUUUAAUGAAAAUCGUUCAAUAAAAAAUCUUUUUUCAACUAUUGAUUAUGCACCAUUAAAACAAAAUAAUCGACAAUGUUUAUUUAAUAUUAAACAUCUUUUAAAUCAUUUACAAUCAAAAUAUGAAAUUAAAGAUGGACUUUUUGCCUAUGAAAAAAGAAUAUUAUAUUCAACUUUGGAUAGUGAUACAACAUUUUAUCUACAAGUAAUUCUCAAUUUAGAGCACAAUCUAUCAGCAAAUGAAAUAUACAUUCCGUUAGAACCCGAAACAAAAUUAAAAAAUGGUGUAUCACUUAUUCGAAUAUAUAUUCGUCGACCAUUGAGUAUGCAACCAAUUUUAAAUACUAUUAAUGUAAAAACUAAACAAGACACUAACCUUCAAAUACCAUCAGAACCGAUUAAUAUAAUUAUGCCAUUAUUACUUGAGAAAAAUGAAACAUCUUCAUUAAAUAUUCAUUUGAAUAGUACGUAUGAUUCGGUAUCUUCUGGCAUUCAAAGACAAUUUGAUCUAGUUAUUCAAAAAGAUUUAUCUGAUUCAUUAGGAGAAACAACAAGUUUCGAUACUGAUCGACCAAGGGGUGGUUCAUCCCCAAAUAAAAGUAAGAUAAAUGGUAUUAUACCAUCUGUCAAUAACAAAGAAUCUACCUCAAUGAAACAAUUUUCAAAAGAUGAAUUCAAUUCAAUAUUUUCAUCUAAAUCACAGAAUGAAUUAUUAUCUGAUAUUGAACGAUUAUUGGACAUAAAUAAUCGUUGUUAUUAUAAAACUCCUUCUUCUGAUCAUGCGUGUAUGGCAUUUAGUGCUCGUACGAAAUUGAAUCAAAGUCCGGAACGAAAAAUGAUUGGACUUUCGAGGGGCAAUAUGUUAGCAUCAGUCAAUAGAAUCUUACCUGAUCGUGUGACUUAUUUCUGUCGACGAUUACAAGAGCCUCGAUGA
This is a messenger RNA of Rotaria sordida, 2061 nucleotides long. The record is from the annotation of a GenBank genome assembly. NCBI's taxonomy places the organism in Eukaryota, Metazoa, Rotifera, Eurotatoria, Philodinida, Philodinidae.